AUGGGCCAAGAACGGGAAUGGGAAACGUGUGCUCAUUCGGCACCAGCUUCCUUCUUCUCCGUCUCAACUACGGGUUGUCGUCGAGCUGCCAGUUUCCCGUUUUUUGGAGACAGUGCUCUACAGUCGCCUAGCUUGAAAGUUGGUUUUUUUCUUGAAAAAAAAAAAAAAAAUAUGUCACUUCGAUAAAUUUUACAUUUAAAAAAAUCUUUUUAGAGCGAAAGUUAUUUUAUAUCUUUCUAUUUUUUUCUUUGGCUCAGAGACUUCUCUUCUAAAUUUCAACAAUUCAAGACCUUUUUUGGUAGUUCAAUGCUUCAAGAGUUUAGAAUUUCAACCACUUGCUACAGAAAAAUAUUCAAGGAAUACUUUAUUUUUUUUAAAUAUACAAGAAUAAACGAAAUUUUUCAAAAAAAGUCAGCGAACGUUUUCAAGAUCAUAAUUACCUAUUUUUUUGCUUAAUUUCUAGUUUUUUUCAGGUGCGAUCACAAAGUGAAUCAGAAGGCCUGAACCGCAUGAGAAUUAACUCAGUUAAAUUUGAAACCCUGCGGCAAAGACUCGGGAAUCCGAUCGACGAGAACGGUAACUUUCCCUUUUUUUAUAGUUAAAACGUGCGCGUUCAUUGCCAUCGUCGCAAGGCGUUCGCAACAUUUCCGUAUAAAAACUAUUUGAAUUGGUGUUCUGUUCCGAACAUUGGUUUGAUAAAUGUCGCAAUAAAUUAGAAGACACUUUUUUCCUCACCGGCUACCUUUUCUUGUGUCACUUUGCCGUUUCUUAUCAAAUCUCCAAUCACGUAUUUGCUGUCGAUCGCUCAUUAGAUUUUUGAUUGCGAUAAAAAAGUGUCCAAUAGGGGUUUUGAAUGGGGUUGAAAUUUUGUUUUGACAAAUGAAAACAGAAAAAAUCUUCUCUGGAGCUCUGCAUUUUUAAAACUAUGCAAAAUUGUGAAGAUCAGUGUUUUUCAAGUUUUAUGAUUAUUAAGCUUAUGAGAUAAAGCGACAACUGUUCUUUUUUCGAUUAAUCAAAAAUCUAUGAGAAAGGUUCUUGUGAACGGAUCAAAUAACUCAAAUUACAGACGAAGGAAGUGAUUACGGAUCAAAACACAGCUCCUCCAGUAGCGAGUGUGAUGCGAAUGACACGAGCGAUUUCUGCGCCGGUCAAAUGGACGACGAAGAUACCGAAAAGGUACAACUUUUCAAAAUUUCACAUCGUAAGGUUCAUGAUGAUUUUAAGGAAGAGGAGUCAGAAUGUCCACGCAAAAGUGUGCGGUUCGCUGACGAUUGUGGCAAAGAUUUGUACUGCAUCCGAAUCGCCACUGAACCCAGUGACUGUCCUCCAAAGCUCAGUCCCAGCGUCCUUCGACGUUACCGCGGUGAGAAAUCAAACAAAUCGAUCCGUUCGAAAAAUAAAAAAUAAACGGUUCUUCCUUCCUUUAUUUCUGUAAAAAAAUACAUCCAAAAAGAAACAAUUCUGUUUUCAGGAGAAUCCUUCGAAGAAGAUUCGCAGCAUGAGCCGGCUCCCGUCUGGAACUUGAACUUUAAACAGCCAGCUGCUGAAUACGUCAGAUUCCGAGAGAAACUCGAGAAGGUGCGGACGAUUUUUUCAAAACGUUCUUUGAUCUUUUUUGAUCUGGAGUCGAUAGUAUUUGAUGGAAUGCCCUUUCAGGACAAAGUCUCUUUGGAAAAUGUGAUCGUGAAGGCCGAGGAAUACAAAGUACAUGGAGUUAUUAAGGUUCGUUUCUGAUUAUUACUUCGAAAAUGAGGGUUUUUUUCUUUCGGGAAAAAGUUUCUUGUAAGAUUCUUUUUUUCAGGUGUCCAACAUCUCAUUCGAGAAGUCGGUAUUUAUUCGUUACACAAUGAACGGCUGGCUGUCCCACACCGACAAGCAAGCUGUGUACCAACCUUCUACAAGCAAAAUCCACGACACUUUCAAGUUCGAGCUCGAACUCCCUCACUGCGUCGAACGCGUUAGUUGGACUCUUACAAAGAGAAAACGAGAAAAAUUCAAUUUCAGGUGAAUAAAAUUGAGUUUUGCGUGUGCUUCAUUGCCGGCGGCGUUGAGCAUUGGGAUUCUAACGGCGGGAUGAACUACCAGCUUGAAUGCGAAGUCCAACAUGUUCAGCCAAGAAGAACCCCGCUUUUCGGCGGGUUAGAAUUAACUUUUGAUAAAUUGCUUCAAAAUUUCCCAUGAACAAAUAUAGUUUUUUUUUUAGCAAACUCCAAAGUUUGGAGUGAAAUUGCUUAGCUUCCUAGCCAAAAGAAGCUUUCAAAACGUUAUCAAAUCGGUUGAAUACCAAUUUGAACAUAAACUAGAGAGUUUUGGUCAUUCUCCGUACCACAAGAAAAACCUUACUCUAUGCGCUUUUUAUGGCAAAUUAGGAUUCGCAGUAAAUUGAAUCAAAUGAAACUAGUCUACAAGAAUUUCCUGAAACAGUGAUUGCUAAUAAAAGUAUUACUUAGAGCCUGGUAACUUCAAAAUCCUUUUAUGAUUAUUUUCAAGUUUACUCCGAAGGCUUUCUUAACUUUUUUUUACUCCGAAGAAAAAAAAUGUUUUCAGCACAAAGUACUUGGAUCGCGACGAUGCGUACAAACUGGAUUACACUGACUGGAGCAAGUUCGCCGCCUGGAAAAGUUUGAGCACGGAUGGUCCUUAUUGGUAG
Molecule: messenger RNA, 2650 nt
Organism: Caenorhabditis auriculariae
Lineage: Eukaryota; Metazoa; Nematoda; Chromadorea; Rhabditida; Rhabditidae
Source: the annotation of a GenBank genome assembly